Messenger RNA from Dentiscutata heterogama, 1869 nucleotides. Lineage: Eukaryota; Fungi; Glomeromycota; Glomeromycetes; Diversisporales; Gigasporaceae. The record is from the annotation of a GenBank genome assembly.
AUGGUUCCUCCGCCAAUACCAGCAGAUUGUAUUGAAGAAAUAGUAGAAUUCCUCGAAAACAAUAUUCGUACAUUACAUUCUUGCUUGUUAGUAAACCGUCUUUGGUGUCAAAUAGUAGUUCCCGUCUUAUGGCGUCAACCAUUUCGUUAUAAACGUUUUAAUCCUUCUGCGAACCUUUUACAAACUUAUUGGUCAUGUAUGACUAUAGAUUGUAUAUCUAUCGAUGAUAGACUUAUUUUACAAGAAUUCAAUAUUAUAUUACCUGAUUCCAACCAAUCUUCUCUAAUUUUUAAUUAUCCAUCAUUUAUAAAAAGACUAAAUUAUCGUGAUUUAUAUGAUUUCGCCGUUAUAUGGUACGGUGAUCCUAAUAAUUUACGACAUAAACGACCUUUUCGUCAAGACCCUAUGAAAACAAUCGCAAAAUGUUUAUUUAAUCUUUUUAUUGUUAAAGGUGCGAAAUUCGAUUAUUUAUUUUGGGAUAAUGGAAGUGAUCUUAUUGACGAAAUUCCUGACUAUUGUGAUCGUGAUAGCGAUGAAGAUGAUGAACAAGAUGUUGUUGGUGAUCUAGAUGACGAUGAUAUACUUUUGGAUAUCCCAUCGCUACCUGAAUCUUGUGAAAAUUUCGCAAAUCUUAAAGUGUUAGGUUGCUUUGCAAGAUAUGAAUAUUGUGAACAAACUUUUAUUAAUGCUGCCUCAUCAUGUCAUGAAAUUGAAACUUUAGUUAUACGUAUGUGUAUGAAUGAUGAAUGGAGUACAGAGAGAGCACAGUCUGAACUUGAAGCUUUAUCUAAACUUAUUGAUGUUCAAAAACAUUUAAAAGAGUUUAUAUAUGUCGAAUAUCCUGGUCGUUUUUGGUGGAGUCCUUCUUCAAGACUAAAAAAUGUUGAAUUUUCUUCAUUAAGUAGUCAGGUAAAUUCGUUGACUGUUGUUGAAUUCUAUCAUGUUGACUUUAGAUUCUGGCAUCCUUUGAAUUCUAUAGCAGGUUUAAUAAACUUAGAAAAUUUGGUUUUCAAUAAUUGUCGACAUCAAGAAUAUGUAAUGGAACCUUUUCGUUUCGGUUCUUUUAUGAAACUUAAAAAAUUUGUAAUGAACGGAUACGAAGGUAACAGCUUCAUCCAACCAGAUUUGCUUGAUACCCUUUUACAACAUGUGAGCAAAUCUUUAAUGUACCUUUCUAUAAUUAUGACGGCAGAAACGACAACUACUGUCAUAAAUGCUAUAGAAAAAUAUCAUCUUGACUUAUUAGAACUCGCUAUUAAACUUGAUCAAUCACAUUUCUUUGCUUUACAAUCAUGUCCAUUUUAUAAUUGUUCUAGAUUAAAUAAAUUAGUUGUGAGUAGUUGGGGAUAUAUGGAAGUUGUUGCUGAUGCAAUUCUGCCACAAUUAGGAAAAUCUUUACCGCCCAGUUUGGAACAUUUGGAAAUUUUAGCACCUUGGAUGUUUACUCUUCGUGCUUUGGAUUCUUUUUUAGUUAAUUGUAGAGCUCCUUUGAGAUAUUUUGAUAUUCGAUAUUGUAGAGAUAUUACGGAUCAGCAUAUUAAUCUUAUUUGGAAAAGAUUAUAUAAUACUUUAGAAAAUUUGAUCAUUUCAGAAAAAGAUCCUCCAUCUUCGAGUACGACUAUUGAUGAACAAUCAAAUUCAGAUGGUUUCGAAGGUGAAAGUUACAAUCUUGACAGUGCAAAUGCUGAUUAUAAUAAUUAUGGAUCUGCGAGUUCAAAUACCGAGGAUGAGCCAAAAAAUUAUCAGACUAAGCAACUUUGUAGUGAUGACAUGUCCUUACAUGAAAUUGUUAAAAGGACAAAGAUAAAUUUAACAGCUGAUGAAACUUACAAUAAUAGGAUUGACACUUUAAGGUACAGAUGGGAGUGA